CUCCUCUAACUACAACACCACCAACAAAACAGAACCAAAAAAAAUCAACCCAAUUCAUCAAAAUUUGAUUUUUCCAUUAAAUUCGCUUUCUUUGGAAACUGAAGAAUUGAAGGGUUCUUCUUUUUUUGUUCCUUUUUUUGUGGGUCUAAUAUUUUGUACUUCACAAGAACUGUCACAUCUUAACCCUUUUUGAUUCUCUUCUGAUUAUCAUCAUCAAAGCAAAGAACCUUCUUGAUCUGUUUUUUUCUUAACUUGAUCUCAAUUUCUCUCUCUUUUUCAUCAUCAUGGAAUGUGCUUAGUCUUUUCAAGAAAUUUUGAGGUAAGUGUCAUAGUUUGUUUCUUCACUGAUCUUUGUUUUGUUGGUUCUUAAAUUUUAAGAAUUUUUGGAUUGAUUUAGAUUCAUAAUAAUGGAAGAGAAGAAGUUUGUUUGUAAGUAUUGUAGCAAAAGGUAUCCUUGUGGAAAAUCUUUAGGUGGUCACAUUAGGACUCAUAUGAUGAGUGAAAAUUCACUUCAAGCAAAAGAAGAAAAAAGAAUCAAUGCUAAUGCUAAUGUUAAUGCUAUGUUUAAGUUUGAUGAUGGAAGAAAGAGAAAGAGAUUAGAUUUAGGGUCUAGUGGAAGUGGUAGUGGUAGUGGUGGUGGUGGUGGUGGUGAUGAUGGUAACCUUAUUUAUGGUCUUAGAGAGAAUCCCAAGAAAACAUCAAGGUUUGUUCAUUCCAAUGUUGCUACUAUUCAAAUGGAGAAAUUCUGCAAAGAAUGUGGAAAAGGUUUUCCAUCACUGAAAGCUUUGUGUGGUCACAUGGCUUGUCACUCUGAGAAAGACAAAGGAACCAAUAGGAUUGAAAGUGUGUCUGGUGUCACUGAGAAGCAUAAAUUGGUUAUGGAUAGUCAAUCAGAUACCGAGGCUUCGGUUCCGACCGAUACACGGAGAUCCAAGAGAAUGAAGUUCAAGAAUCUUAACGGUGGUGACAACAGCCAUCCACCUUCUUCCUCUUCGCUUCAUUGGGGAAACUGUUCUUCUUCUGUUUCCGAGGUUGAGCAGGAACAAGAAGAUGUUGCUAGGUGUUUGAUGAUGUUGUCUAGAGAUGCUACUUACAAGGGUACUCGUUUUGCUAUGGUGACAGAGUCUUCUGAUAACAACUCGGUUGUUCUUGAAGCAAAAUCGAAAUCGCCUUCAGUUGAUACCAAGUUUGCUGCUAUGAAGAACAUUGUUGGUGGUACUAAAAACAAUGGUUUUGAGUUCCCGGAGAAGAAGCUGAACAAGGAUGCGAAGAUGAAAUCGGUCGAAAUUGGUUAUGUUUCUGAUAAUUCUGAUUCUGGGUAUUUCACAUAUGGUCCUAGAAAAGUAGAAUCAGAUGAUUCUAGUGACGCAUUUUUCAUGAAUAAUGAUGUUAAGUCUUCGAAAGCUGUACUUAUCUCUGGGUUUGAAGAUCAUGAUUUUGAUUCAAGGAAGAAGAUAAUGAGCAGCGAAAAAAGAAACAGAAACAAUAAUGAAUUCAAGAAACUAGCUUUGGAUGAUUCAAGAAAGAGACAAAAUUUUGUUGAAAGUUCUAGCAAGAAAAAAGCAAAAAAUGGUACUUAUAACAAUGAUGAAAACUAUGAAAGUUUGAAAAUUGAAAGAGAGAGUUUUUCUGAAGAUUCGGCUUAUGAAAGUGAUGAAAACAGCACUGAUAGUGAUUCAUAUCCUGCUCCACCAAAGACACAAAGCAAUAGGAACAUAAAUGCAAAGACUAAGAAGUUAACAAGCAAAGGAAAGAAGAAAAUGAAGUCAAAGAAAAGCAAAGAACAUGAGUGUCCAAUUUGCAACAAGAUUUUUAGGUCAGGACAAGCUUUAGGGGGCCACAAAAGGUCCCAUUUUGUUGGAGGGAAUAUUGAUGAAAACACUUUUGUGAUAAGACCAGCUAAUAGUGGUGCUGUUCAAGCUGCUCCUGCUGCUAAUCCUUGCUUAAUUGAUCUUAAUCUACCCGCUCCAGAUGAUGAAUAAAGAUUUUGCAUCAUUUUGAAGUAUUUGUUUUGUUGAGGUUAGUUGAAUUAUGGAAUUAUGAAAAAUGUUGUCUUUAUCCCAUAUGAUGAAAUCAAUGACAAUGUACAGACAAAUGGGUAAUUGGUUGAUGCUUUUUUUUUGGUUUCUUAAGACUUUUUUAGAUUCAUUA
Molecule: messenger RNA, 2151 nt
Organism: Trifolium pratense (red clover)
Lineage: Eukaryota; Viridiplantae; Streptophyta; Magnoliopsida; Fabales; Fabaceae
Product: dentin sialophosphoprotein-like
Exons: 1
Coding region: 408-1982 (524 amino acids)
Source: RefSeq, a predicted model, not a curated record